AUGCCACCAUCGAGCACCAUAUCCCUCGCUGAUCUCGAACAGGCAUUGCGAGAAACACAGCUCGAGUUGCAAGAACUCAAGGACGUCAAUAAGGAGUUGACGGAGGAGAACAAGAUCCUCAAGGCAAACCAGCCGAAGCGGAAGAAGAAGGGUCAGAAUGCCUCCGAGGAGCACAUGGCCUUCGAUGAAGAAAUCCGCUUAUGUGGUCGCAAAUAUGGUGCCUGCUACGAAAUGUUUGCACCAGACAGGCAACUUCUUCAGUGUCCCAAUCCUGCAUUCGCUCCACCUCUCAACGAAUCAUCACGCUAUGAAACGCAGGCCUCAGCGGAGUCAGCCUUGCUCGCAGAGCUAUUCAGUUUACUCCCAUCGCACAUCCACCCUCUGGUUGCGGAUAAUCACUUCGCGGAUGUUUUUGAGGAUGCAAUGAACAGUAGCCGUGCAUCCAAAAUCAAGAAACUGUGCUCCAAAGCUGGGCUUAUCUUUGGUCUCUCUGAACAGUAUUUCGCUGAUAUAGCGUAUGACCGAGCAAGUGUACCUGAGAUCCAGGGUCUCCUCGGUACCUCUACAUCCCAGCGUAUGCCCAAGCCUUUCCCACCCAUCCUUUUCCCGAAUCUCAUCGAAGAUCCCUCGCUGAAAAUGGUCUUUGGAAAUUGGGAACCCUUCGGCAAGGCUAUCCGGAUUCUGCUGUGGGGUGAGAACGGCUUGACUGCGUUACGAGCAGGAGGACCUCCGCGAAAUGGUAAUAGGUGGGAGGUGACAUCUUUAACACCCGGUUUGUUGGCGUGGGUGGGCGUAGUUGUUGUUUUUCUACUGAGUGCCGACAAGGAAUUUCGCUAUUCCAGCAAGGGCGAGAUGACGAAGAUCCAGUACAGCUAUAUGUUCACCUCAUAUAAGAAGAUUCUUGUCAAGAACUGGAACACGGAGUACACACGCGACAUUGUGAAGAAGCUGAAUAAUUAUGUCUUCUCCAGAGAUGAAGAGGAUUUCACCGCAGCUAUGGAUCGUGCCUUAGCGGGUGUGACUGAAGAGGACAUUAUGGAUGAGACGGUUGCUGAUGCCGAGGCUAACAGGGAGAGACCAAGACCUAGUAGUCCUCUUACAUCUGAGCCCAAUGACGAGGAUGAAGUUAGUAACAUUGUUACAGCACCUGCAGCUGUGAGAGGCCGUCGAGGAGGCAGAGCAGCCAGAUGUGUUGUAUCUAACACUAGUACCCGUACUACCCGCAAUGCUCGCACCACUACUUAG
Messenger RNA from Suillus bovinus, 1245 nucleotides. RefSeq lists its product as uncharacterized. The record is from RefSeq and is a predicted model, not a curated record. The transcript has 7 exons. NCBI's taxonomy places the organism in Eukaryota, Fungi, Basidiomycota, Agaricomycetes, Boletales, Suillaceae. The coding region runs from base 1 to 1245 and encodes 414 amino acids.